AAUGGCUUGCAUUCCUUGUCAUCGAGAACAACGACUAUUUCUCCUCCACCCUUCUUCCCCCCCUCCAACCAGAAAGGAGUGGGAUGGACUGUAAUAUUUUCAGCCUACUGUAAAAGGCCAGGAAGUGGGAAAUUCGAGAGCUGCAAGCCUGAAGAGUCAGAGGAGACUGAGGAACCGUGUGCUCAUACUUCUACAGGAGUCUGCCCGAGCGUGUGAGAGGGGCAGCGAAGGCAAGAUGGAAGACACUUUAACCAUUUUCCAGAACUACCCUACCCUCUCUAUUUUGGUCUGGGCUCUGCUUUUCAGGGGUUUACAUCGGUUGCUCCGGGAACUGCCGCUACCUAGAUGUGUGGCUCAGGACAGGAUUAAAAGUUGGAGAUGGAGGAACUUGAGUGUGUCUCUGGUACACUCCAUUGUGACAGGACCUGGUGCAUUGUGCUGUGUUUUCUUAAAGCCGGAUAUGCUUGCAGACAUCAUGCUCUCCUUCUCGCAUGCAGCUUACCUACUGGUUUGUGUGUCCUCAGGGUAUUUCAUUCAGGAUGCGGCUGACAUCAUCAUCAGUGGACAGUCACGAGCUUCCUGGGAGUUUUUGGUUCAUCAUGCCUUGGUCAUCUCCUCCUUCUUGUAUACAAUCUACACUCAUCGUUAUGUAGCUGGCUCUGUCCUUGCUCUCUUUGUGGAGAUGAACAGCAUUUUUCUUCACUCAAGGCUCCUUCUCAAGCUCGCCAACGCCCAGACUUCAGACUUAUAUUGUGUGAACAAGUAUGUCAACUUUGCCACGUACGUGCUGUUCCGAUUGGGAGCCCAGUUCUACAUUACUUGGUACAUCCUCUACAACUUCAACACAUUGGUCCACCCGUCUUUCUUUCUAGUCGCCCUCAUGCUUAUGAAUCUCAUGAUCCUUGUGUACUUCUAUCGCUUGCUCCGUACAGAUUUCCUGAGGUCACCAAAGAGCCGGAUUGUACUCAAUGGCACCAACAACAACUUGAAGUUUGUAGAUGAUUAAGGCUAACUUUGGACUUUUCACUAAAGAAGUUAAGAAACAUUUCACGAUGGAAUGACCAUGCUGUUCUGCAGAGUGUUGGGGGUGGACCCUCCAACUCAGCCGGCAGUCAGCUUGUGACAGCACUUGGACUGAAAAGCUGCACACAGAGGAAUGGACAUGGACUUGUUCUCUUUGAAAUGAGACUGUUCUUGUGUCCUCCAUUAAUAAACUAGAAGACAGUUAAAUGAUGAAGGCUGACAGCAUGACCUGAAAAUGUUGCAGUUCCAUGGCCCUCUCCAAGGACUUAACUGCUACUGCUCACUGUGUCCACCCCACUUUGAUAUUUAUUGAUGUGAAAAGUCUCCUCUGACAGAUUUUGGGUCCAUUUUCUUAUUCUGACAGUGUUUUGCAAAUUAAGUUGUCUAGUGUAAAGCACUGCAAAUGAUACCAAUGUAACUGUGCUAGUAAAUGAUUUUUGUUGUCA
Erpetoichthys calabaricus (reedfish) is the source of this 1469-nucleotide messenger RNA. It is a transcript of the gene tlcd1, whose product is annotated as TLC domain containing 1. The transcript has 4 exons. Lineage: Eukaryota; Metazoa; Chordata; Cladistia; Polypteriformes; Polypteridae. Gene Ontology annotation, cellular component: plasma membrane. Gene Ontology annotation, biological process: plasma membrane organization; phospholipid homeostasis; regulation of membrane lipid distribution. The record is from RefSeq and is a predicted model, not a curated record. The coding region runs from base 236 to 1006 and encodes 256 amino acids.